AUGGAAGCCUGCGGGCUUCACUACUAUACGUCAGUUGAAGAGGCACAAAGAUGUCAGUGGCCCACCAAAGCAGUCAGUGGCGAAUGAAUAACGGGUCCCGCCUGGCUUCUCGCUAACUUACAGACUCCACCGCUAUCUAGUUGAAACGUGUACUACGUCACCGAGAAUAGUUGGUACUUUAAGUGGCUUUCUACAUCGAAACCUAUCCAUUAACGCACAGAAUAGAAGCUAGAAGUUGACAUCGCCUAUAAGAUCGGAUAUGCGCAGUUGAUAUGGCUGAUCUGCGGUGAUAGACGGAGUUAAAAUGAACAUAAGUUGGCGUUACGUACUCAUUGCUGUUUUUCUUCUAGAUAUAUGGAACGUCAGCUGUUUAUGGUGGACACUUGGCCGGCAGCUAGUUUUGGACCCUAGUCGCAUUUGUAAGAAGACAAGGAGAUUGAGAGGGAAACAAAUGGCAAUUUGUCAACAGGAACCGGUGGUAAUUCGUCAUAUCGGACGAGGUGCACAGUUAGGAGUUCGAGAAUGUCAGUACCAAUUUCGCAGUAGAAGAUGGAACUGUAGUAGAAUACAUCGUUCAAUGAGAAAAGUUUUAGUUAGAGAUACGAGAGAAACUGGUUACGUAAAUGCAAUUACAGCGGCGGGAGUUACUCAUGCUUUAACGCAAGCCUGUAGUCAAGGUCUACUUUUGGAUUGUUCUUGCGGUCAGAGCAUGAGAAGUGUUGAUCGCGAAGGACAAUGGGAAUGGAACGGAUGCGGGGAUAAUGUCGAAUAUGGAUACAGGAAAUCUGCCGAAUUUAUGAAUGACAGAUAUCGAAAGAGAAGCGAUAUUAAGACUAUGGUUCUCAAUCAUAAUUAUGAAGCUGGACGUUUGGCAGUAAAGAAUUAUAUGCGUAUAAUGUGCAAAUGUCACGGGAUGUCUGGAUCUUGCACAGUCAAGUCUUGUUGGCACAAAUUGCCCAUUUUUCGCGAUGUCGGGCACAGACUAAAGGAGAAAUUCGAUGGUGCAGCAAAAGUAACUGCAGGAAACGACGGGAAAGGAUUUAUUCCAGAAGGGGAGACCAUUAAACCACCAGACAAAGAAGACUUAGUUUAUUCAGAAGAUUCUCCUAGUUAUUGUGUACCAAACCGUAAAACUGGUUCUUUGGGCACAAAAGGAAGGGAAUGCAACGAUACAUCUAUGGGGGUCGAAGGCUGUGAUUUACUGUGCUGCGGACGAGGAUACGAUCCCACUAAAGUCACUGAAGUGGUAAAUUGUAAAUGUCGUUUCCAAUGGUGUUGUAAGGUCAAUUGUGAGACGUGUACGGUUAAUAGAACUAUUAAUAGAUGUCGAUAAAUCUUAAUAUUUUUGAUUACUUUUUAUGAAGAACGAUUUAAUUACUAAUUAAAAUAUAAACCAGUAUGUGUCUUUUUUGUAUUGCGAACGAGAUAUUGGACGAACAUGAAAAAUUCAUCAAAAAUUCUCUUCCGCAUCACUUAGAUGUGUAUAAAAAUGUAUAUAACCUAAAUUACAAAAGGACUUAUAGGUUAUUUUUAAGCAAUUUUAAAGAUAAAAGAAAUUCUAAAAUAUGCUCUUUUAUGAGGAAAAAUGUUUACUAAAAAUUAUAAAUAAUUUAUGGAAAAAUUGGUAUAUGUAUCAUAAUGAUAUCGGCUGUUUUUGUAGUGAAAGUAUUAAAAUGAAUCUUAUUUUUU
This is a messenger RNA of Centruroides sculpturatus (bark scorpion), 1689 nucleotides long. RefSeq names its product protein Wnt-6-like. Gene Ontology annotation, cellular component: extracellular region. The record is from RefSeq and is a predicted model, not a curated record. NCBI's taxonomy places the organism in Eukaryota, Metazoa, Arthropoda, Arachnida, Scorpiones, Buthidae. Bases 305 to 1333 code for a protein of 342 amino acids. Gene Ontology annotation, molecular function: frizzled binding; cytokine activity. The transcript is spliced from 4 exons. Gene Ontology annotation, biological process: canonical Wnt signaling pathway; neuron differentiation; cell fate commitment.